AGAGAGAGAGAGAUGUUGAACGGAUGGAACCGGCUGAGAGAUUAGAGCCGCACUGUUAACAGUUACCCUGACGCGGCUUGGAUCUGUUCACACUUUGUAUUCCGUAUCAAGUCUCUAUCUCACUUGUCUUUCUUUCUUUCCUUUUUCAAUUUUAUUGGCUUUCUUUAUUGCCUGGACGUCCGUGUGUCAUUAUCGCAAGGACGCGCAGCAGCUCUUGGACGCGCGAUGCGCCGCCGUGCCACGGGCUCCGUUACAGCGCAGAUCGGUGGAUUUCUGGAUCUAUAUGGCACCAGGCUCUCAUAAAGAUUCCCGGUGACUCAGUGCGUGCUGCAGCCGCGAUCAGAGGGGGACUCACUGCAUUCUAAUAGAGGAGGAGAGAGGACUCGCCUCGGUCCUGUUACGCACACACACACACACAUACACACACACGCACACUACUGGAGCACUUUGUAUCUAUCCAUCUAUCUACAUCCACGCACUGUAUCGCGCACUGGACCUUUCCUUGGGCUUCUUUUUUUAUCUCAAGCAAGAGCGCGCGUAAAAGGAUGUAACCUGGCUUUUGAUGUUUGCUUUGAUCUUUUUUUUUUGGUGGGGGGACUGGAUAGCGCGCUGUGCGCUGGAAUAGAAAGACAGAGCGAGUGAGAGAGAGAGAGAGGGGGAAUCACAGAAAGGCUGUUCGGUCCUGGAAGCCGGAUGGACGGUUCUGAUCCAGAGCGCGCAGGCUUUCUGCAGAAUAUCAAUUAGAUGUUGAGCCGCAACGCCAUCAGAGAGCUUGUUUGACGGAGGCUUGCAAUGUCUACGGGCAUUGUCUCACCAUGAACAGACUCGUAACCCGAGGUGUGAAUUGUAAGCUCGCUGGACUGAUCAACAGGUCGCAAGCGUAAAAAAGAAAGAAAGGAAGAAAGAAAGGCGCAUCUCGGAGCCAUGGCGCUGGUGUCGACAGGAAUGCACCUCUGCUUUUAUUUCUCUUUCGUACUCCUGUGGGUGCAAGUGCUGACUCUGAAAAACUUGAACUUUACCAUCCUGGAGGAAAAGAACCAAGGUGUGAUCGGAAACAUCGCCAAAGACGCAGGACUAGAGCUGAGAGAGCAGGGCAAGAAAUCCAACUUCAGGGUGCUGGAGAAUUCAGCUCCACACCUCAUUGAUGUGGACCCUGAAAGCGGGCUGCUCUUUAUCAAGCAGAGGAUUGACAGAGAAACACUGUGCAAACGAAACCCCAAGUGCCAGCUCUCUAUGGAAGUGUUCGCCAAUGACAAAGAGAUCUACAUGAUUAAAGUAGACAUACAGGACAUAAACGACAACAUGCCCAGCUUCCCCUCUGAUCAGAUCGACAUCGAUAUUUCAGAGAACGCCGCCCCGGGCACCCGCUUUCCCCUAGCUGCUGCCUACGACCCCGACACGAAGGAGAACGGCCUUAAGACUUAUCAAAUCACACGGGAUGAUUACAGCAUAUUUUCUCUGGAUGUGAAAUCCCGGGGAGAUGGAACGAAAUUUCCUGAACUGGUCGUCCAGAGAUCUUUAGACAGAGAGGAACGCAGCCAUCACACUCUAAUUAUAACUGCCACAGAUGGAGGGGAGUAUCCGAAGACAGGUACCAUGCAAAUCAAUGUGAAAGUAAUCGAUUCGAACGACAACAGCCCUGUUUUCGAGCAGUCUUCAUAUGUCGUAGAAAUUCCUGAAAAUUCUCCACCAGGCACUCUGUUGAUAGACUUAAACGCCACUGACCCCGAUGAAGGAAGUAAUGGACAGGUCACCUAUUCUUUAAGUUUCUACGGCUCGGAUAGAAUCAAGGAAUUGUUUUCGAUAGACGCUAAAACAGGCAUCAUAAAAAUUCAAGGGAAAAUUGACUACGAGGAAAACCCAAUUAUAGAAAUUGACGUUCAGGCUAAGGAUCAAGGGCCGAAUCCUGUUCCUGGCCAUUGUAAAGUCACCGUUAAAGUGCUUGACAGGAAUGACAAUUGGCCAUCAAUAGGUAUUGUGGCGGUUCGGCAGGGGGCGGUUAGCGAAGCAGCACCCCCGGGGACUGUCAUUGCGCUGGUGAGAGUGACAGACAAGGACUCUGGUCGCAACGGGCAGCUCCAAUGUAGGAUUUUAGGCAGUGUCCCUUUUAGACUCGAGGAGAACUCUGAAAAUUUCUACACCGUAGUGACAGAUAGGCCUCUGGAUCGAGAAGUGAAGGACGAGUACAACAUUACAAUAAUGGCCAAAGACAGUGGGAACCCUCCGCUGAACGCGACAAAGUCUUUUACAGUCAAAAUACUGGACGAGAACGAUAACGCCCCACGGUUCACAAAAAUGGUCUACCUCCUUCAGGUGCCUGAAAACAACAUCCCAGGAGAAUAUCUCGGCUCAGUUCUGGCGCAUGACCCAGACUUGGGACAAAACGGCACAGUUUCUUAUUCCCUGCUUCCGUCUAACGUGAGUGAGGAAUCCAUUACAACAUACGUUAACAUCAAACCAACCGAUGGAGCCAUUUAUGCCCUGAGGAGUUUUAAUUAUGAGCAGACUAAGUAUUUUGAUUUUAAGGUCCAGGCUAAAGACUCAGGUAACCCCCAUCUGGAGAGUAACACUACGGUGCGCGUGAGUGUUCUCGAUGUCAACGACAACAUCCCGGUCAUCGUGCUGCCGCUGUUGCAGAACGAUACAGCCGAGAUCCAUGUUCCGCGCAACGUCGGAGUGGGCCACGUUAUUACGACGGUGAGAGCAGUGGACAACGACUUCGGUGAGAGCGGCCGCCUCACCUACGAGAUCUCCGACGGCAACGAGGAGCACCUGUUCGAGAUCGAUUCCGUGACGGGAGAGGUACGGACCGCUCAGCCGCUCUGGGAAGAGGUGUCUUCUGUGGUGGAGCUCAUCAUCAAAGUGACCGACCAUGGAAAGCCCACGUUGUCCGCCAUGGCCAAGCUCGUGGUCAAGGCAUAUUCGGGACCACUUCCAGAGGGCGAGCCACGCAUCAACGCCGAGCAGCACGGCUGGGACGUGUCGCUCCCAUUGAUCGUCACUCUCAGCGUCAUUUCCAUCAUGCUUCUCGCAGCCAUGAUUGCAGUCGCCGUCAAGUGCAAGCGGGAGAACAAGGAGAUCCGUACCUACAACUGCCGCAUCGCAGAGUACUCCCACCCACAGCUGGGCAAGAGCAAAAAGAAGAAGAUCAACAAGAAUGACAUCAUGCUGGUGCAGAGUGAAGUGGAGGAACGUGACACCAUGAACGUGAUGAAUGUUGUAAGCAGCCCCUCGCUGGCCACAUCGCCGAUGUACUUCGAUUAUCAGACACGCCUUCCUCUUAGCUCGCCCAGGUCCGAGGUCAUGUACCUCAAACCGACAGCCAACAACCUCAGCGUUCCCCAAGGACACGUGGGUUGCCAUACGAGUUUCACAGGGCCUGUGACGAGCACCACAGAGACUCCGGUUAACAGAAUGUCAAUAAUUCAGACCGACAACUUCCCCACCGAGCCCAAUUACAUGGGGAGCAGGCAGCAGUUUGUUCAAAGCAGUUCCACGUUUAAGGAUCCGGAGCGGGUGAGUCUGAGGGACAGCGGACACGGGGACAGUGACCAGGCCGACAGCGAUCAGGACACCAAUAAGGGCUCGUGCUGCGACAUGUCCGCCAAGGAAGCGCUGAAGAUGAAGGCAACUGGGCUCAAACCUCAACCUCUAGAACAGGAAGAGGACUGCGUGAACUGCACUGACGAGUGCCGUGUCCUGGGUCACUCAGACCGCUGCUGGAUGCCACAGUUCCCGGCACCAGGCAUGGCACAGGCUGAGGGUCUCGACUACCGCACAAACCUGUUCGUACCGGCAGGAAUGGAGGCUGUGGCAACCGAGCCAGAGAACUAUGAGGCAACGGGGAACACCAGCGGCAAGAAAACCUUCUGCACUUUUGGGAAAGAGCGACGCGAGCACUCUGUCCUGGUCGCCAACGUCAAGCCCUACCUCAAGGGAAAGCGUGCUCUCAGCCCGUUGCUCCAGGAAGUGCCCUCAGCCUCAUGCAGCCCUACCAAGGGAACCAAAGGCGUAGCAGACGGAGCCGAGGUCAAUCCCAGCACCAGCCACUACGAAGGACCCAACGGACUAUACACGUCUCCUGGAAAGCAGAGCAGAGAUCAGGGUUACUGCGCACUAGCCGCAUCGGAUCCCGUAGCCAAAGUGCUGUUGGAGGCACGCUCGCGUAUCAGCCAGGAAACGGCUAACGAGCCGGACGGAGCGCCGGAGCACGGAGGAGGAGAGCUGAGCCGAGGAGGCAUGGACGCCGAGCAGGUGGUCAGGGACAUUGAUAAACUUCUGCAGGACUGCCGAGGCAACGAGGCUACGGUGGUGAGGAAGUGAACAGACUGAUGAAAUAAAAAAAUAACGCAAAGGAGACAAAACUGUGAAAGAGGGCGAGAGUCUGUGAGAUAAGAAACACACUCAAAGAGUGAGGUGCUUGUGCAGUUUGGUAAAGUUGGACAGAAAAACUUGUCUAAAAAAAAUAAUAAUAAUGAAUAAGCCAGGUUUUCUGGACGCCAUGUUGUGUUUUUGUGGGGGAGGGGAUUCUUAGGGAACUCAGAAGUUGCUGUUUCUGGCUUCUUAGCAAGCUUUUUUUCUUCAAGUGCCCACCAGCUGUAAACUUUCUUUCUGACUCGGAACGCCACAAACCGCAAGGACACGCAAAGGAUUCUGACAAUCGAAACGUUGAACACUCCAAAUCGCGCGGUUGGCUCUGAUCGAGACCGAAAUCGAACCGCGACCUUCUCUUUUAGUUCCUCUUUUCUUUUUUUCCUGACUUUGUAAUAUCAUUGUAUGAAAUCCUGAAUAAUCUCUGAUUA
Messenger RNA from Clarias gariepinus (North African catfish), 4802 nucleotides. It is a transcript of the gene pcdh17, whose product is annotated as protocadherin 17. The record is from RefSeq and is a predicted model, not a curated record. Gene Ontology annotation, biological process: homophilic cell-cell adhesion. Gene Ontology annotation, cellular component: plasma membrane. Bases 925 to 4323 code for a protein of 1132 amino acids. Gene Ontology annotation, molecular function: calcium ion binding. The transcript has 5 exons. Lineage: Eukaryota; Metazoa; Chordata; Actinopteri; Siluriformes; Clariidae.